Molecule: messenger RNA, 2292 nt
Organism: Drosophila subobscura
Lineage: Eukaryota; Metazoa; Arthropoda; Insecta; Diptera; Drosophilidae
Gene: RhoGAP16F
Product: rho GTPase-activating protein 15
Exons: 4
Coding region: 349-1878 (509 amino acids)
Biological process (GO): signal transduction; regulation of GTPase activity
Cellular component (GO): cytoplasm
Source: RefSeq, a predicted model, not a curated record
AUCCAUGCGUCCGUGACCGUGGCGUGGCCAGGCGUUAUACGACACCCAAAACGAAGAGGUUGCUGCUGGAUAUUGGCACUUGAGAAGCGGAAGGAGCGCGGCUACAGUGAGCACUCACAGUUGGGGUACCGCAGUACCGAUUGCUGUCUCUGACGUCACUUGCCACCCCACCCACAGCCACGCCAAAACAGCAGCAAGCAGACAGACAGACAGGGAGGCAGGGGAGUUGGGGGAUUUGCCGCCUGGUCAGCUGCCGCUGCCGCAUUUGCGAUAAGCUCGACCAAGUGCAGCCGCAGCUGCAGCGAAGCCCGAUAAACGACUCGCGAGAAGCAGAGAGCAACGACAGCGAUGCAGACGACAAACAAUGGCAGACCAAUGCUUGUGGCAGUGCCAGUGCCAGUGCCAGUGACGCCUGGAACACCAGACUCGGCGCACAUCAUAAUCGGCGCCGCUGGCUUUGCAGCCCACGAGAGACGACAGCCCCGUGAGAAGACUUUGAUGAAUUGCUUUCGCGACCGCUCCACAUCGUCAACGGGCGGUGGACCGCCGCCAGCUUACUAUAUGCGCGGACACAGCACCAACUCGGCGACGCUGCUGCGCCUGGAGAGCAGCGCGGGUGGAGGUGGAGGCUCGGGCAACGCCCUGGAUCAGGCGGGCAUCGAGACCGGACGACCGGAGGCCGUUCGCUGGGUGCGUGAGCUAAAGUCGAAGCCCAACAAGCUGGCGCUGCUCAAGAGCAGCAGCACGAGAGACUUGACGCGGCUGCUGCUCGAGGAUGCCAACGGCAGCACGAGCACGGCGGUGCUGGUGUCCAACACCAGCCUGGAUGUGUGCUCCUCCAACUCCAGUUCGGCCAGCAGUCCCCUGGCCAGCGGCAGGGCCAAAGCGCGGGCCAGGGAUCGGGACCGGGACCGGGAUCGAGAUCGGGAGUGCUGCAGCAGCUGCUCCAAGCGCUGGCACGAGCUCAAGCAGCGCAUGCACACGAUGGAGCAGGAUCUGCUGGCACAGGCCAGCUACAGCCAGGAGCUAGAGGCCAAGCUGCUGGAGCUGACCCGCCAGCUGGGCGAACUGAUGCAGGACAAGGACAAGGACAGGGACAGGGACAGAGAGAAGCAACGCGGUGUAGCAGGUGGUGGGGCGGGCAAGAGCAAUGUGAGGCCCUCGCGCCUGGUGGCCUGGAUGAAUCUGUCCAAUUGGUGGAAGAGCCGGCCCAGCGUGGAGACGCUGCGCGAGCAGCGCAUCUUCUUCGACGAGCCCUGCUUCGACACGGAACUGGAGCUGGUGCUGAAGCACGAUCAGCAGCGCACUGUGCCCCGCAUCGUGGUCGAUUGCUGUGACCUCAUCGAGCACAAGUAUCGCCGCUCGACGCAGCCCAUCGAGGGGAUUUACCGGCAGUGCGGUGACUACAACAAGAUCCAGACGCUGCGCUUCAGCAUCGAUGCGAAUGACUAUGAGGCCCUGCGGCAGCCGGAUGUCGACAUACACACACUCACGGGUGUCCUAAAGCUCUUUCUGCGCGAGAUCAAAUCGCCGCUGGUCAGUGUGAACGAGGCCAAGACCUUCAUUGGCACACCCCAUCAAUGGUUGCUCACCGAACUGGCCCUCAAGCUGGAUACGUUGAAAAGACUGAUACGCUCGCUGCCGGAGAGCAAUCGGGACACCAUGGACUACAUUUUUGGCCACUUCAAUCGGCUUACCAAGGUGCCGCUGCAGCAGAUCAGCGCCGAGACGCUGUCCAUUUCGGUGACGCCCUCCAUAUUCCAUACGGUGCCGCAGGGCGUGCACAUGCAGGACAUACAGCAGCUGCUACGCGAGGGCGAAACGCUGGCCGAUUGUGUCAAGCUGAUGAUUGAGUAUCAUUCGCGAAUAUUCGAGUAAGUGAUGGCCAGUGGGCCCCCCUCCCGAUACGGUGUUGGUACCAGCCGCAACUCCCGCACAACGCUCAAAACGCAUCCCCCCCGUCCGCCUACGCCACCUGCUUGAAUCCACUUGAAUGUCUCUCCUUUGUUUCGUGUCGAAAUUAAUGCUAAUCGAAAACAAAUCCAAAUCCGAAUUCUCCUAAACCUGAACCUGAACCUGAAACCUACUGUACCUGCUGUACUGCUCGCUCCUUGAUCCUCCCUUCCUCAAACCCAAACCAACAACCUACAAUCUACAGAUGCACCGCCGAUCGACGCCUGCAUCGCCUGAGUGUGCGAAACUUAAAGAAGACGCUAUCACAACCGGAUUUACUAUUCCAUAAUAUAUUCUGAUGGGCACAACCCACGCAAAACGCAACACAGAGAGAGCGAC